AUGGCAAAGGAAAGGUACUACGCUCGUAACUGGGCAUCCUUUCACUUUAUGGGAAACAUAAACAACUUCUCAUAUUGUGUUGUUAAUGCUGCUGGUCAAAGUCUGGCUGAGUUCUUCCACAACUCAAAGAACAUCGGUCUCAUCCUAUGGGCCAAUAUAGCAUUUGGAUUCGUCGCCAGAAUGCUCAACACAUUCGUAUUGGAGAAGAUUAGCACAAGAGCAAAGAUUACUUUCAAUGUGGUGAUAAUGGCAACUGGAUUGGUUGGUGUGGCCAUGUCUGUUUAUGUCAACUUUUGGUUCUGUCUGGCAUGUAUAUCAUUGAUUGGUAUAGGUUCAUCAUUUGGCGAGAGUGUACUUCUUGUCUAUCUGAAACAAUUCCCAUCAGAGAUGGUCAAUGGAUGGUCGUCUGGCACUGGAGUGGCUGGUGUCAGUGGAUCACUCUUUUACAUUGCACUCAGCGGUCUGGCACAUCUGGAAAAUCAGACAAUAUUCUUGAUCAUUCUCCCAACAAUUGCUAUAUAUGGAUUGCUCUUCUUCUUGGGAAUCAAGAUACCACGCACCAAGACUGAUGCAUUGCUCUCGGAGGACACACCUCUGCAUUAUGAGGAACUCAAUGAGGAAUUGGUCAACACAGCAAAUGACGACCAAGGCCAGAUUCCAACACAGGACGACAUGGACAGCAUGAUCCGACCAGAAGUCGGACCACCAGGCGAAACAAAGAAACAAAGAUACAUCCGUUGUGCACGUCUAGUAUGGUGGAAUGCUAUCAACCUAAUGUUGGUCUACUUCUUUGAGUAUGUGGCCUCGGUUGGUGGCGCCGACUUGGCCGUGCGAUCACUCAAAGGCGAUUGGUUCAACGAGAAUGCCUACCCCAUCCUCAGCUUCUGUUAUCAAUUUGGUGUACUACUCUCCCGUUCCUCACUACAACUAGUCAAGAUCAAGCGCAUUGGAGUCAUCACUGUACUCCAAGGCAUCAACAUGGCUCUCUGGUUACUCCAAGGAAGGUAUAAGAUGAUCAGUUCAAUUUGGGUACUGUUUGUCCUGAUGUUCUAUUGUGGCCUGCUUGGAGGUGCAUCAUAUGUCAAUGUAUUCUACCUGAUCCUGCACGACAAGAGGAUACCGAAUGAGGACCGCGAGGUCUGUAUUAACUACGCAGCACUAUUGGUUACACUUGGAAUUACAUUGGCCAGUGUGUUCAUCCUAGUGAUGGACCACACCUUUAUGAAGGCUUACUUGCCAGUCACUACCGACUCGAGUAGUGGCGAGAGUAGCUUGCUAAUGUCAUUAAACAUU
Messenger RNA from Acytostelium subglobosum LB1, 1293 nucleotides. RefSeq lists its product as hypothetical. The transcript has 5 exons. The record is from RefSeq and is a predicted model, not a curated record. NCBI's taxonomy places the organism in Eukaryota, Evosea, Eumycetozoa, Acytosteliales, Acytosteliaceae. The annotation marks the transcript as partial. Gene Ontology annotation, cellular component: membrane.